Molecule: messenger RNA, 2038 nt
Organism: Passer montanus (Eurasian tree sparrow)
Lineage: Eukaryota; Metazoa; Chordata; Aves; Passeriformes; Passeridae
Gene: FSIP1
Product: fibrous sheath interacting protein 1
Exons: 13
Coding region: 50-1912 (620 amino acids)
Source: RefSeq, a predicted model, not a curated record
CGCUGCUGCCCUCCCGCGGUAACAGUGGAUAUUACAAGUAGGAGCUUGGAUGAAAUUUCAAGGUCUGCAUCUAGCUCGACCUAAUUGUAGAUUUUUAAAUACAUCUAUGGAGUUAACGACACCAGAACCAUGUUUGCAAGAGGUUGAUUCACCUGUCAGUUUGGCUGAUGAUUAUCAGAGUGGCAGUCUAGAAGAUGGCUGUCCAGCAGAAGACAAAGGUGAUGACAGAGAUAAAUCUGAUCUCCAGGAAGUAAGAACUGAUCAGCAAACAGUGGAGAGCAUGAUCAUCUCUCUUCACAAGUGUCUGUGGAAUCCCGACAAGUUGUCAGGAUGUAGCUCUACUUCAGGUUCUCGAGAUGAAAGCACUGAAACACACAUGUUGAAAUUCUGUGAACCUUCCCCAGGACAACCAAGUAAUGCAAAGUCAGAUACUAGUCCACAAACCUUGAAAUCUUGUGAACCUUCCCCAGGAAAACCAGCAGACUCUUCUGACUUGGAAUGUUCUGAAGACAUGGACAUAAAUACUCGGAUUCAAGCAGCUAUAAAGAAAAUGAAUAAACUUGAUGCAAUACUUGAAAAACAGUGUUUUAAGGAAAAAGCAGUUAAAAAGCGAGGCAGAGAAAUGAGGGCAAUGCUCUGGGAAGAACUUCAGUGUAUCAGAACCACAGGAAGCAAUGAGGAGGUGGAAAACAUAAACAAGUUUUUAGCUGUGUUCUCAUCAUGGCAUAAUACAGCUGAUCUCUCCCAUACUAAAGAAGAUGAAAUAUGUACUUCCGUAUCUCACCCACACACGAAUCCUGAAGAUUAUGAUUGCCAUAAAGCCCAAGAAAACCAGGAUUAUCCAAGUGAAUUAGAAACAGAAAAAACAGCAGAAAAAACGCAUAGCAAAAAUAAAACCAACCAGCAUUUCAUUAAAAAGAACAUUGAGCUAGCAAGGGAUUCAGGAAACCAAUUUGUUAUGCUUGAGGGAGAAAGGAAAAGGCUAACUGAACUAUUGAAAGAUACAGAAAAUGGAACUGAAUUGCAAGAUCUUGAGCAGGAGAAUGUACCUGUCUGGCAGGCACCAGGAGAAGGAUACACACCUGAACUGGUGGAAUUUCAUCUCCUGAAUGAGAUUGACAGUAAGCUUCAACUUCUACUAUCUGAUGGGGAGCUUCCUGCUCUUUCCAGCUCUAGCUCAAAAUGUCCAAGCCAGAUGUAUCAGGAGCCUCUGGUUUAUGCAAGCAGAAGCCUAGAAACCAUUCCAGGUGAAAAAGUUCUGCGGGAGAAUAAGGAAAAACGUGAUCAACAGAAUCGUCUGAAAGAAAUAGAUUAUCAACUGGAAUCCCUAGAGAGAAGUCUUACUGAAGAACAAACGAGCCUCUCUGAAGAGCAGCUUAAGACCCUUCUGGAAGAAUGUAUGCAGCCUCAGAGAACAAUAAGUAACGUUACCAUGCCACAGUCUCAGGAAUCUCUUUCUUUUGGAUUAAGUCCCCCUUGUUACACAAGUCAAGACUCCACUCUUCACUCUACAUCUAGUCUUUCCAAAAUGUUAGUUGAAGACCAUAUUGUAGGGAUGUUAAUGGCUCAGGAAAAGGCUGGACUCGAAGACAAAAGCUUAUGUGUUAAUGCAGAGAGCAAAAUCCCUGGCUACUAUACCAGCAAAGCAUUGGCUGGUAGUCACUUAUCAAAGGAUUCACUGGCCCAAACAGAGGAACCUGAUGACCUAGAAGGUUUACAGAAGAUGGAAGAUAAGAGUAUUACUGAAGGUUACUUUAUGUCAAGAGCACUCAACACAAAAAGAUUGAAGAAACCUUCUUUCUUGGGUGAACCAUUAUAUUGCAUCAGCAUGAACAAUGAGCCAUCCACAGAGGCUGACAUUCUCAGCAUACCACUGCAAACCAAAGGAGAUCAUAUGAACAUAGAAAAUUGAGGGGAGAGUGACUCUAUGCUUCUCUGCACAACUGUUUUCUGCAAGUGUAGCUAAACCUCUAUCAGUGAUAUUGCACUGAUACAGUAUCAUACCAAACAACCUGAUGGGAAUAAAUUAUUAUAAUUG